AUGCCUAAAACAUUAACAGAAAUUAAAAAAACAUCAGCAUAUUCUGAAGAAUUUGAGAAAGCUGUCAGUUUUAUUAAGAUUACUCGAGAAUACACUCCAGCAGUAGUGGCUGCGAUUGAAAAGUUGAUCCAUGCUCCACCACCCAAACAUCCCAAGCCGAAUGAGCUGGAAAGACUCGCUCAAGCAGCACAAAAGUAUAUGCCAUAUUUUGUUUCUGGCUGUUUCUAUGAAACAUUGCAAGCAACAGCUAAUGUGUGCAAUUCGGUUGCAAAACAUGAACGUGAAGUUCAAAUGGAAGCAUUUCAACGUGUGGUAACACCUAUCAAAAGUUGGAUUUUAGAAGAUUAUCCACGACUGAUGAAGGCUAUUCUUGAUAUCAAAAAAUGUUAUCAGUUAAAAGAUAAAAUGGAUAGAACAAUGGCAAGCGCAGAGGCUAGAAGAACUCCUGAACGAGUUGCCAAAGCACACGAAGCUAAAAAUAAACAUAAGCAAUUUUUUGAACGCAUCGAAAAUGAAUAUCAAUUUGAGCAAAAAGCAAAAAAUGCCUUCUCAGCAGCAUUUACAAAAUGUGAAGCAGAAAUUGAAGCAGGCAGUGCUGCAAUAAAAGAAUUACGCAAAGGUACUACGACAGUUGAAGAAACUGAAGUAAAAGAAUCUAAUAAAGAAGGCGAGAAAGAUGCUAAUGCUGAAGAGCAAGCGGAUUCUAAAAAGGAUGAUAAGAAGGAAGAAGAAAAAGUUUCAUCGAAAAAAUCUAGCCAAAAAUUAGAAAAAAAAGAUGAAUGCCAUAAGGAAGAUGCAAAAGAUAAUGAAUCUGCAGUUAGCAUGAAAGAUAAAGUAAAUGAAAAAGAAACGGAGAAGGAAUCUGCUGAAAAUCCUGGAGAUAAAAAGAAGGAAGAAAGUUCUAAAGACCUUAGUAACUUGACGUAA
Thelazia callipaeda (thelaziosis nematode) is the source of this 927-nucleotide messenger RNA. Lineage: Eukaryota; Metazoa; Nematoda; Chromadorea; Rhabditida; Thelaziidae. The record is from the annotation of a GenBank genome assembly.